This is a messenger RNA of Trypanosoma grayi, 2175 nucleotides long. Its product is annotated as DNA excision/repair protein SNF2. Gene Ontology annotation, molecular function: ATP binding; ATP-dependent chromatin remodeler activity; DNA translocase activity. The transcript has a single exon. Bases 1 to 2175 code for a protein of 724 amino acids. The record is from RefSeq and is a predicted model, not a curated record. Lineage: Eukaryota; Euglenozoa; Kinetoplastea; Trypanosomatida; Trypanosomatidae.
AUGAACGAUGAGGAGCUGGAGGAGCUCUUCUCCCUGAGCAAGUACACUGCCACGCCGUCUUCGUCGGCCAAGCUGCGCGAGAGUAGUUCCGUCAACACCACACGAACCGACAGCAGCCGCAAGACAGGCUCUACCCCUGCGGCAGCGCCCCUCCCUAGUACACUGCCGCUGCCGACAGACAUCGAGGCGAAACUCUUUGACUAUCAGAAGGAGGGCAUCCGGUGGCUGUACGAGCGGCACCGCAAGGGUCGCGGCUGCCUGCUUGCUGACGAGAUGGGGCUUGGGAAGACGGUGCAGGUUGCCACAUUUCUCGGAGCCAUGUACGCGAGCAGGCACGCCACGAGCACCAUCAUUGUCGUGCCGCCGACGCUGCUGCCCAUAUGGGAGGCCGCGCUGCAGGAGUGGGGAGGGCUGCGGGCGCCGCUGGUGGAGGCCAUCCACGGCGACGUCAAGGCAAAACGGCACCAGCGCUGGCGCCGGCUGAAGCAUGGCACCGCCUGCCUGUUCCUCACCACAUACGGCGUGCUGCGCCAGGACAGCGCGGCCAUGUCGGCGUGCAUGGUGGACUACGUCGUGAUGGACGAGGCGCACCUCAUAAAGGACGCGUCCACGCAGGUGUUCCAGAGCGCCAUGGCGCUGUCGUCGCGCCACCGCAUCGCCAUCACAGGGACGCCGCUGAUGAACAACUUUGAGGACCUCUGGAGCAUCUUUCAGUUCGUUGACGGGUCUAUUCUCGGCACCACACGGGCGGACUUCCGCGUGAUAAAUACUGUCCUGCUGCGCGGCAACGAGCGUGACGCACUGGAGAAGGAGCGGUGCGAUGCGGCGCGUCAACUCGCACUUCUGCAGGCCGCGAUUCGCCCCUACAUGCUGCGCCGAGAUAAGCGGCAAGUAGAGGCGCUACCUGUCGACAAGCGCGACCUCAUCGCGUGGGUGCGCCUCAACACGGCACAGGAGCAGCAGUACAUCGCGCUUGUCGAUAACGACCGCGUGGCCAUGACGCUUCGGAAUGUUGAUGCCUCGCAGCCGCUUCUGCUACUGACGUCGUUGAUGCAGACAUGCAACCACCCGUGGCUCAACCUCGACGACGAGGCGUACCGCGAGGCUAUGCGCAACCCACUCGAAGCCCCCGAAGCUUACGCGCAUCUCGGGGAUGCGUUCAACAGCGCCAAAAUUGUCUCUGCCCUGGCGUUGGUCGUGAAGUGCAUUGGCGAGAAGCGCAAGACGCUUGUCUUCUCGCGGUCAAAGCGGCUCCUCGACCUCUUCGCCGUUGCGCUCAAGUGCUGGUGGAUUGAAUAUGCGCGGCUCGACGGUGAUGUGCCGCCGGAGACACGUGUACGUACGGUGCAGGCAUUCAACAAGAGUGAGCGCCUGUGGGUGUUCCUUCUUACAACGCAGGUUGGUGGUGUUGGCCUCACAGUGGAGGCGGCGUCGGCAGUUAUUCUCCUUGACCCGAGCUGGAAUCCGUCAACAGACGCGCAGGCCAUUGACCGCGUGCACCGUAUCGGCCAGACUCGCGACGUGGUUGUGUACCGCCUCAUCACGUGCGGUACCGUGGAGGAGAAGGUGUACCGCAACCAGGUGUUCAAGGUCAUGGCAGCAAAGCAGAGCACUGCGACGGUGGCAGCGGCACCAGAAGCAGCUGGAGAUGCAGCAGAAACAGAUGCAGCGCCGGAACGAGAGGGGGAAGAGUUCUAUCGCUACUUCACACGCCUGCAGCUGCGCAGUAUGUUCGAUGUGGGCAACCUUGACCGCAGCGAGACGGCGGUGCAGCUUGAAUCUCUGCAUCCUAACGCCGUGCACCCUGAGGAGCGCACCACCCUGACAUCGCUGCCGUGCAUAUGCGAUGUGAGCGACAACAGCUGUGUCCUUGUUGACGCAGUGGUGAAGGCCGACACGGAGGAUAGCGAGGACGUGGCCUGUAGCACCGUCUCCUCACGGCGUGGCGCUGCGAAGCGCAGGCGACAAGUGAGCUCGGCGUCCUCCGCAUCAAAGGGGCCACGGCAGGAGCUGCUUAGUCAAGAGGAGGUGUCGGAGAUUCUACUGCAAUUGGAGAAGGAGGAGGGGGAAGGGGAAGGCAAUGACAAGACCGGCAGCCAGCCCACCGCUGAGCGUCUGCUGACGUAUGAAGACAGCGUGCAACUCACGGCGCCGUCCAUUGACGGCCUCGAGUGA